This is a messenger RNA of Theobroma umbraticum, 1445 nucleotides long. It is a transcript of the gene RHON1, whose product is annotated as Rho termination factor. Gene Ontology annotation, biological process: DNA-templated transcription termination. NCBI's taxonomy places the organism in Eukaryota, Viridiplantae, Streptophyta, Magnoliopsida, Malvales, Malvaceae. The record is from RefSeq and is a predicted model, not a curated record.
UAUAGCAAACAGUGAAAACCUCAGUUAAAAACCCAAAAACCCUCCCAGGAGAAUGCACAACUGCUACAACGCUCUCUUUUGAACCUGCAGCACUACUCUCCAACUCAUGUCGCAUGCACUUCAUCUCGUUUCCAAAAACAUUCCUGGUUAUGGAACAACAGAAUGUAGAUAUCUCUCCUGUUCUGGUAUUUCUGGAAGAGCAGUGACUCUAUCUCCUUGCUCUUCACAUAGAGACCACAGAAUUUGUUCACAGGUGAAAAUCAGAUCUUUGAAAUGCGGUUCCAAGGGAAUAUCUUUUGUGUGCAGAGCAGGUUCUAGUGGUCACAGGAGAAACCCAGACUUCUCAAGGCAAAGGCAUGGUUUUCGAGGGAGGAAUAGGCAAAAUGAAGACAGAGAGAACUUUGAAAGUAUGGAUGAAUCUGAAAUGUUAUCUUCAAAAAAUGGGCCAUUACUCUCCCUCUCCGGUUCCACAAAAUUCCAAGCCACUGCAGUCCCAGGUCCAAGAGAGAAGGAGAUCGUGGAGCUUUUCAGGAAGGUCCAAGCUCAACUUCGAGAAAGAGCUGUGGCUAAAGAAGAGAAAAAAACUGAAGCCUUGCAGGGAAAAGGUAAAGAGAGUGAAACAGUUGAUUCUCUCCUGAAGCUAUUGAGGAAACACUCAGUUGAACAAGGCAAGAGAAAAAACAGCAUUGGCAGUAGCAGAGACCUAAGUUUGGAUCAGCCAGAAGUGAAUGGAUCUUCCAAUGAAGAUAAAGGCUCCAGCUUCUUUGAUUCAAAUGAUAGAGUGAGGAGUGUGUCCAAAGAACCUUAUGCCCCUACUUUAAGCAGACCAGCAUCACAUUUCCGAAGGAGGUCACCUGUCCCACAAAUGAAAUAUCAGCCAGUUUAUUCCAGUGAGGAGACUGUCAAUUCUGUUGGACAAGUAGAUUCAGAUGGGAAGAGAAAUUUGAGUUCAGCCAAGUCACCUCCUGCUCCUGAUCAAGUGCCUGAAUUGGAGGAGGAUUUAGACUCUGAAACUGAGCCAGAGCUGGAACCUGAGUCAAUUUAUCAAGAUCCUGAUGCAUUGGAUGAGUUGUCAGAGGAUGAAUCUUCUGAUGUUGAUGAGGAGGACAGGGAACAGCAGAUUGGACAUGAGGAUUUGAGUGCAUUGAAGCUACCAGAACUCAGGGCACUUGCAAAGUCUCGUGGUUUGAAGGGAUUCUCCAAGAUGAAGAAGGGCGAUUUGGUGGAGUUGCUUAGUAGUAGCUCGUCUAAUUAGUGAUGGGGGAAAGAUCACCUGCAUUUUGAUAGUUGAGAUGCACUUUUUGGUUUUCAUUAGUACUUCAUGUGUAUGUUUAAAUGUAUUACAUGCCAAGAAAUCCUUCCAAGAGGCUGACAAGUUAUGGAUGUUUAGAUAUAGUUCUGUGAGUUACGCUUGUGCAAUGUUUUGAAAGUCUUUUCGAGAAGUC